This is a messenger RNA of Spirodela intermedia, 2409 nucleotides long. NCBI's taxonomy places the organism in Eukaryota, Viridiplantae, Streptophyta, Magnoliopsida, Alismatales, Araceae. The record is from the annotation of a GenBank genome assembly.
AUGAAACUUCCUGCAUGCUGUAAAAUUGAAUCAUUAGCGGAAAGAUCUGGACCAUGUUUGAGCCAGACCUCACCCCAAACAGAUUGGUGUUAGCAGCACUCUUCCCCUAUUGCCUCCUUUAUGUACAGUCCUAGUUUUGGCAUAAAGUGUAAACUACUUGUCUUUCUUUUGUUAGCUGACCCACCUGAUGUUUAUGCCUUGAGCGAUGGGACAAAGGGGUAGUCAUCAGAUGGUCUGCACUGGUGGGAGCGCGGAAUAUUUGUUCUGAAGAUUACUUCAGUAGCGAAAAUAUAAGUAGGCAUGUUUGGAGGAUACUUGAUCAAGCUAAAGAGAACAUCGGCAUAGACUUGGGACAAUCUAUUUAUUUUUUAAGUGUUACCUACGGUCUACAUUCUGAGCUUUAUUGGACAUUUUCUAUAAUUCCAAAUAGUGUCAUCUAGUAUUGAUUUUUUUUUAUGAUACUGACAGCUUGUAUUGCCUUUUUCUUAAACUUUGAGCAGAACUCAAAGGUUUGGAGUUGCACACAAGCCGUUUUAGUUUGAAGCAAAUUAAAGCUGCCACUAGGAACUUCGACCCUGAAAACAAGAUUGGUGAAGGUGGAUUUGGUCCUGUUUACCAGGUCAACACAUAGUCAUGGUUUAUUCGGUUCUGAUUUAGUCCUAAAGCCCUCGUGUAAUUUUUAGGACCUAAUAUUAAUGCACGCAUGUUGAAAACUUUCAGGGAGUUCUUCCGGAUGGCUCUAUGAUCGCGGUGAAGCAGCUUUCAUCCAAAUCAAAGCAAGGAAACCGGGAAUUUGUGAAUGAGAUAGGCAUGAUAUCAGCCCUAGAGCACCCAAACCUCGUAAGACUUUUUGGGUGCUGCAUUCAAGGGAAUCAGUUGAUGCUGAUAUACGAAUACAUGGAAAAUAACAGUCUUGCCCGAGCUCUAUUUGGUAACCAUAUUACGGUUUUGCGUUCCUUGUACUUUGUGCCCCCGCUACUUUCUGGAUUUUCUUGGUUAUAUUCAUUGUGUGCGGUUGCUGGCAAUGUGGCCUGAGUAACAAUCACGGUGUUGACAGGUCCCGAACGGUUAAAGUUGAAACUGGAUUGGCAAACGAGGCGUAAAAUUUGCAUAGGAAUAGCGAGGGGCUUGGCCUACCUUCACGAAGAGUCGAGGCUAAAGGUAGUUCAUAGAGACAUCAAAACGACGAAUGUCCUUCUUGAUAAGGAUCUGAACGCGAAGAUAUCGGACUUCGGACUGGCGAAACUCGACCAAGAGGAAAACACCCAUAUCAGCACCCGGAUAGCAGGGACCAUGUAAGCGAACUCUAUUUCCGAGUUAAUGGAUUUUUAUGUCUGCUAUUAAUUCGAGUUGUAACCAUUCAUUCGUCUUGUUAACUAUUGACACUCGCUCUUUAUCAGACUGGUAAUAUAGUUUCGAUGAUAUUAACCAUUUCUUUGUGGUUGGAAUCAAUGCGCAGUUUUCAUUAUAGUAAUUUUGGUCAUUUUGUCAAGUUAGUUUCAAGAAUGUCUCACUUAAUGUAGUUUAUUUAUAUCUUAUUUUCGUUCCACUUGAUCCUGCUUCAAAAGCUAUCUGUUGAUCAAGGAUGUGUUAAGGGUACCACCUCCAACACAUCCUUCAGUUUUUCCAUCUACAUAGACUAUCGUAUCUCAGCAAUUGGGUUUUGUCAUAUGAAUGAAUGUCCUUGAAGUGGAGAAGGUCUAAUUGCUGGUUUAUUUAAAUAUGGUCAAUAGGAAAAAGUCCAGUUUGGUUUGGUGGUGCUGUCUCUCUUAUGCUGACGAGAAUUUUCCUUGUUUCCCUCCAGGGGCUACAUGGCUCCUGAAUAUGCCAUGAGGGGUUACCUGACGGACAAAGCAGAUGUUUACAGCUUUGGUGUGGUCACAUUAGAGAUUGUGAGUGGAAAGAGUAACGCCAACUGUCGCGUCGAAGAUGACUUCAUCUACCUUCUCGAUUGGGUAUGCUACCUUCGGCAUUUUGGAUAUACAACUCAGGCUCAAGAUUUCUUCGUAAUGGGUUUUGCAUUUUUCUCAGGCCAAUAUCCUGCAGGAGAAGGGUGCCCUCCUCGAGCUGGUGGACCCCGCCCUGGGCACCAACUUCUCCAUUGAGGAAGCACAGCAGAUGCUGAACCUAGGCCUCCUGUGCACCAACUCUACCCCGGCCCUUCGGCCUGCCAUGUCCGCUGUGGUCGCGAUGCUCAAGGACCACACGCCCAUUCAAGUCCCGAUCAUGAAGAUCUCCCGGACGGAGAGCGCGGAGGUGAUAUUCAGGUCAUCCGAUCAUAGCAAGGCCGUGUCCAUGGACGGGCCGUGGGCAGAUUCAACGUUGUCUAUGCAGAGCAGCAACAGAGGAGACGACCACUUCCACUCCACCGCAACCCGGCUCCUCGGUGACUACACGGAUUCUCAGUGA